AUGUCGAUGGUACGUAAAAAAGUGUUAUAUCUCUUCGAUGUUGAUGGCACCUUGACUAAGCCGCGUCAGGUAAUCGAAGAGGAAAUGACGCGAUUUCUACUGGAAGACCUGAAGCCUCGGGUCGCAGUCGCCCUCGUCAGCGGAUCAGACUACUCUAAAAUUGUUGAACAAAUGGGCGGGGAGCAAGUAACUAAUCAGUUUGAUUACGUUUUUUGUGAAAAUGGUCUAAUGCAUUUUCAUAACGGGGAGUUAAAAAGUAAACAAAGUAUCUUAAACCACAUGGGUGAGCAAAAGUUGCAGAAACUUAUAAACUUUGCACUCAGGUACUUGUCAGACAUUGAGCUACCUGUUAAAAGAGGAAAUUUUGUAGAAUUUCGUACAGGAAUGAUCAAUCUUUGUCCUGUAGGACGUUCCUGUAAUCAAGCUGAGAGGGAUCAGUUUUCUGCAUAUGAUAGCAAAAAUAAAAUCAGGGAAAAAUUUGUAACUGCUUUAAGAAAUGAAUUUCCAGAUUAUGGUCUGACUUUUGCGAUCGGAGGGCAAAUCAGCAUUGAUGUGUUCCCUACAGGUUGGGACAAGACUUACUGCUUAAACCAUAUUGCCGAUGCUAAUUAUGAUGAAAUCCACUUUUUUGGUGAUAAAACUGAAAAAGGAGGCAAUGAUUAUGAAAUAUUCAUUGAUCAGAGAACCAUUGGACACAAAGUGACAUCUCCUCAAAAUACCAAAGAAGUGGUUAUGAAAUGCCUUAAUAUAUGA
Diatraea saccharalis (sugarcane borer) is the source of this 753-nucleotide messenger RNA. Lineage: Eukaryota; Metazoa; Arthropoda; Insecta; Lepidoptera; Crambidae. The record is from the annotation of a GenBank genome assembly.